AUCAGAAUUUGCCGUAAAGGUUUCCCCAACAGAACCCUUCACCCUGACUUCGUCCAACGUUACGCUAUCCUUGCCGCCAAGGAAGCCAAGUCUAGUAAAGAUCCUAAGGUUGCUGCCGGAAACAUCUUACAAUCUCUUGUCGGAAAGAAGAGACUUGAUGAGGAACAAUUCAGAAUUGGUCACACCAAAGUUUUCUUCAAGGCUGGAGUUGUAGCUCACAUGGAAGACUUGCGUGACGAGAAACUCAAUGAUAUUAUCACUGGAUUCCAGUGUGCCCUCAGAGCUUACACUUCUCUCUGUGACGCAGCUGAUCGUAAGCGUCAAUUGAACUCUUACAUCGUGCUCCAGAGAAAUAUCCGUUCCUGGUGUAUUCUUCGUACCUGGGACUGGUUCUUACUUUUCGGUAAACUCAAACCACAACUCAAGUGUGGAAAGAUGGCCGAAGAAAUGGGCAAGAUGGCUGAACAGCAAAAAUCACUUGAAGCUGCCGCAAACAAGCUCGAAGCUGAACGCAAGGCUAAGGAAGAAGCUUACAAUAAGUUGAACUCUGAUAAAUCUAAGCUAUUGGAACAACUCGAAAUGACCAAGGGAGGUUCAGCCGCAAUUGAAGAAAAGCUUACUCGCCUCAACGGAGCCAAGCAAGAACUCGAGAAAGGAUUGAACGAUAUUGGAGAUCGUUUAUCUGAGCAAGAAGAUAGAAAUGCUGAUCUUGAGAAACAACGCAGAAAGGCUCAACAAGAAGUUGAAAAUAUGAAGAAGAACAUCGAAUCUGUUGAUUCCAGUUUAUUGAAAUCUCAGGAAGAGAAGCUAGCCAAGGAAAACCAAAUUCGUUCACUCCAAGAUGAAAUGAACGCCCAAGAUGAGUCUGUCGGUAAACUCAACAAGGAGAAGAAACAUUUGGAAGAGGUUGCUCGUCAACUUGUUGAUGACUUGCAAGCUGAGGAAGCUAAGAUGGCUCAAGCUAACCGAUUAAAAACUAAGCUUGAACAAACUUUAGAUGAAAUGGAAGAGUCUGUUGAUCGUGAGAAACGUAUUCGUUCUGACACGGAGAAGGCCAAGAGAAAGGUAGAAUCCGAACUCAAGGCUGCCCAAGAAAACCAGGAAGAAAUGACUAAGAUCAAACAGGAAGCCGAAGCUUCAUUGAAGAAGAAGGAAGCCGAUAUGCACGCUUUGAGCGUACGCAUUGAAGACGAACAAGCCAUGGCCAACAGAUUGACCAGACAAUCAAAAGAAAAUGCUGCUCGUAUCAUCGAAAUUGAAGAUGAACUCGAGCAUGAACGUCAAACUAGAGCUAAAGCUGAUCGCGCCCGUGCUGAACUUCAACGUGAACUUGAUGAUCUCAAUGACCGUUUGGAUGAACAAAACAAUCAUAUGCAAGUUCAGCUUGAAUUAAACAAGAAGAAGGAUUCUGAACUCAUCAAGAGCCGUCGUGAUUUGGAGGAGAAGAAUAUGAACCACGAAGAUCAACUCGCUUCUAUUCGCAAGAAGAACAAUGACACCAUAGCCGAUUUGACUAAUCAAUUGGAUGGACUUCAGAAAAACAAAGCCAAAAUUGAUAAGGAAAAGGGAACUCUCCAGAAGGAAUUAGAUGAUCUCUGUGUCCAAGUCGAUCAAGAAACUAAGGCUCGUGUCGAACAGGAACGUCUCGCCAAGCAAUAUGAAAUCCAAGUAGCUGAGCUCCAACACAAAGUUGAUGAACAAUCUCGUCAAAUUGCUGAUUACACUAGCUCAAAGGGACGUCUUGCCAACGAUAAUGGAGAUCUCCUUAGACAAGUCGAAGAACUUGAAGUUCAACUUGGAACACUCAACCGUUCUAAGGCUGCUCUUAACAGUCAGUUGACUGAAGCCAAGAAGGCUGCUGAGGACGAAACACACGAACGUCAAGACCUCAACGCCACCUGCAAGAACUUGGAACAUGAAAUCGACCAAUGCCAUGAACAACUUGAAGAGGAAAUCAAUGGCAAGGACGAUAUUCAAAGACAACUUAGCCGAAUCAACUCCGAAAUUUCUCAAUGGAAGGCCAGAUAUGAAGGAGAAGGACUUGUUGGAGCUGAUGAACUCGAAGACUUGAAGAGAAAGCAAAUGGCACGUGUUAUGGAUCUCCAGGAAGCUCUUUCUGCUGCUCAAAAUAAGGUCAUUUCUCUUGAGAAGGCUAAAGGCCGUCUUCUUCAAGACACUGAGGACGCUCGAUCAGACGUUGACAGACAUCUCACUGUUAUCGCCUCUCUUGAGAAGAAACAAAGAGCCUUCGAUAAGAUUGUCGAAGACUGGAAGCGUAAAGUUGACGAUAUCCAGAAAGAAAUUGACGCAACUACCCGCGAUUCUCGCAGCACCUCAACUGAAGUCUUCAAACUUCGCUCAGCCAUGGACAACCUUACCGAGCACAUUGAAACUCUCCGCAGAGAAAACAAAGGAUAUUCUCAAGAAAUCCGUGAUCUCACCGAGCAAAUCGGACAAGGAGGACGUACAUACCACGAUGUUCAGAAAUGCGUCAAGCGCUUAGAACAAGAGAAAGAAGAACUCCAACACGCUCUUGACGAGGCUGAGGCUGCUCUCGAAGCCGAAGAAUCUAAGGUUCUCAGAUCUCAAAUCGAAGUUCAACAAAUUCGGUCUGAGAUUGAGAAGCGCAUCCAAGAGAAGGAAGAAGAAUUUGAAAACACCCGUAAGAACCACCAACGUGCUCUUGAAUCCAUCCAAGCUUCCUUGGAAACUGAAACCAAGAGCAAGGCUGAACUUCUCCGUGCUAAGAAGAAACUUGAAAGCGACAUCAACCAACUUGAAAUCGCCCUUGAUCAUGCCAACAAAGCCAACGUUGAUGCUCAGAAGAACCUUAAGAGAUUGUUCGAUCAAGUCAAAGAGCUCCAAUCUCAAGUUGACGAAGAACAAAGACGACGUGAAGAAAUCCGUGAGAACUAUCUUUCAGCUGAGAAACGCCUUGCUGUUGCUUUGGCUGAGUCUGAUGACUUGUCUAACAGAAUCGAAGCCGCUGAGAAGCAUAAGAAGCAACUCGAGAUUGACCAAGGUGAGCUUAAGUCUCAAAACACGGAACUUGUUGCCAACAACGCUGCCUUAUCCGCCAUGAAGCGUAAGGUUGAGAAUGAUGUCCAAAUUGCCAGAAACGAAUUGGAUGACAUCCUCAACGAGUUGAAGGUCUCUGAGGAACGUUCACGUAAGGCUGCCGCCGAUGCUGACCGUCUUUCCGAAGAAGUUCGUCAAGAACAAGAACAUGCUAUGCAUGUUGACAGACAACGCAAGGGACUUGAGCUUACUGCUAAAGAAUUGCAACAGAAGAUCGACGAUGCUGAACGCGCCAUGGCUCAAUUUGGACAGAAGGCCCUCUCUAAGGUUGAAGAACGCAUCCGUGUGCUCGAUGCCGAGUUCCAUUCCGAACAACGCCGUCACCAAGAAUCCAUCAAGGGUGUUGUCAAGCAAGAGCGUCGCGCCCGUGAACUUCAGUUCCAAGUUGAAGAAGAUAAGAAGGCCUUCGACCGUCUCCAGGAAAUGGUAGAAAAGUUGCAACAGAAGAUCCGCGUACAAAAGAGACAAAUUGAAGAAGCUGAAGAAGUAGCAACGCAGAACUUAUCUAAGUUCCGACAGAUACAAUUAGCUCUCGAGAAUGCGGAAGAACGUGCCGAAGUAGCUGAGAACAGUCUUGUUCGUAUGCGUGGACAGAAGCGAGUAUAA
Auanema sp. JU1783 is the source of this 3684-nucleotide messenger RNA. NCBI's taxonomy places the organism in Eukaryota, Metazoa, Nematoda, Chromadorea, Rhabditida, Rhabditidae. The record is from the annotation of a GenBank genome assembly.